CAGAGCCCCGCCCACUACUGAGGGGAGUGUGAGCCGUGGGGUGGGAGUGAAGAUAAAACAGUAUAGGAGGACCAGGGCAAGGUUAUUGUUGCUUCGUGUAAACUGGACAGAAGUAAGCGUCUGCGGGACAUCAGCGAGGAGUUCAUUUGUUCUGGACUGUUUUGUUUUCCUAAUUGGGUACUGUCUGACAGUGUUCUACGUUGUUUGAAUCAGCAGGUUUGACAAAAACUCGCCAGAAGGUAGUUUACAAAUGGAAAAAAAGUUUUAAAAACUUUUUAUUUUUAUUUUUAAUUGUUAUUAUUAUUAUUAUUAUUAUUAUUAUUAUUAUUAUUAUUAUUAUUAUUAUUAUUAUUAUUAUUAUUUAAAAAACAUUGAAUCCAAGCCAAAGCUGAGCAAACCAAGAAAGUUUUAAAUCUUAAAAAUCUUGUCCGUCUUGUUCUAAACAAGAAGCAAUGGCAUCUUUGCUGCUAGCUUGUGCGUUGGCAUCCCUGCUGUUUGGUUUCCAGCCGAGCGGUGUUGAUGCCGGUGGAGAGUAUUGCCACGGUUGGGCCGACACCUACAAUAUCUGGCACGAUGGCUUCCAGUGCCCGGAGCGGUAUGAUGGCGAAGAAGCCAGGUUUUGCUGUGGGACGUGCCAUCUCCGCUACUGCUGCAGUACCCCGGAAUCCAGACUGGACCAGGAAACUUGCGACAAUGACAGUUAUCUGGGUUUCGAAACUGAAGAGCAAACUAGCCACAAGCCACCUCAAGUGCCUACGUACCUGCCUUUCCUCAUUGUUGCCAGCGUGUUCGUAUCCUUCGUCAUCGUCGGCUCCUUCGUCGCCGUGUGCUGCUGCCGUUGCCUGAAGCCCAAAGCUGGGGAGCAGCAGAGCGGCUCCGUGCCUAUCCAGAGCCGUCUGAUUGAGUCGGGACCCUCCUCGGACGGCAGGACCCCCUCCCGCCACUCCAGUUCCAGCUCCAGCUCUGCCAGUCGCUGCUCGGCUGGGGGGCGGCCCCAGAAUAACAUCUGCACCAUGGGCACCGAGGGAAUGAACGUGUACAUGAGCAUGCCUCCGCCAGGCAGCUACCCGGUGAUGGGAUGCCCUCCACCCCAGCAGUACAUGCCCCAUAACCAGACCCCCUCUCCCUUUGUGCAGCCUCAUGGGUACAUGGGCUACGGGAUCCCACCAGAGCAUGCUAUGCUGAUGGCCCCUGCGUACAUCGACAGCAGAGCGGCUUACGGACAGCAGCAUCCCUUCCCACAGGCACCCAUGCAUACCGAGCAGCUGUACCCAGGAGUGACUUUAUGAGAACUUAUUACUGUCUUAUUUUUUUAAACAUUUUAAAAGCAUAAAGACUGAAAAGUUAGGUUUGGAUGUGUCAAUCCGUCCUCUAACCUUUGAGUCAUGACCUAGCCUCCAGGGCUGGGGUUCGGCCAAAACGCAGGGUUUGUUUAGAGGAAUAAGCCAAGACUGUAUAAUCCAGUUAAAGAUAGGGGGUUUCUUUGAAAAGAUAAAUUGUGGCAGCAGACACAGUGGCUUAGAGAGAAUAAGUAGAUAUCCUUGUAUAUUUAGGAUCUCCCAGAGGAAUGUUUACCAAGCCAAGGGGGUGCUUUGAAAUUCUCUAGCAGUGUUAAUGCAAUUAAAUAUUCCUCUUGUUUAUCUUGUGGGGAAAUUACAUUGGUCUGUCACUUGAUGAUGCGACUCAAAUAACAUAAUCUAGUUUACAACAAGAUGAGAUAUUAAACAAGACUGUUGCAGUGUUGCUGGAUUCUCCCCUCUGUGAGUCCAGUGGUCCACAAGCCAGUAGAAAGCGGAGUGGGACGCGAAACCAAAGACUAUAUUCAUGCUGAGAAAGUUUCUCUUUGUUUUGCACACUUUGUUACAACUCGAUGACAAGACUGCUUCUCGAAGCAAUGCAAAUGUUGUGAAUGUCUUAAGUUUGCUUCUGGAUGUGGAGCUAUCUUUAAACCUGUUUUUUAUUUUUUUAUUAAAUAAUCAUUUUUGUAAAAUGCACUAUUUCACUGAAUUACAGUGCUCGGGGGGUAAUAAAAAAUAAAUAUAGCAGAAUU
This is a messenger RNA of Acipenser ruthenus (sterlet), 2050 nucleotides long. Its product is annotated as protein shisa-1-like. Lineage: Eukaryota; Metazoa; Chordata; Actinopteri; Acipenseriformes; Acipenseridae. The record is from RefSeq and is a predicted model, not a curated record. The transcript has 2 exons. The coding region runs from base 453 to 1289 and encodes 278 amino acids.